CAGGUCCUGCGAGGCGCAGCCAACACGGCCGGCGGCUCGAUGGAGGAUUUCCUGCGCCAGGCAUUGACGGAGAUCUCCACCACGGUCCAGGGUCAAGGGCUCUCUCUUCUGGUGAUCGACGAUCUUCACAUCUUCCAGGAGGUGGAGAAACAUGAGCUCCGAUUGGCCUUGGAAGGUGCCUUAAGACUUUUGGAGUCCCUGCGUGUGCUGCUGACCUCACGCUGUGCUUUGGGAGGCGGCUGGGACAGCUUGGAGCAUAGCAAAAUCGUCUUGGAAGAACUCGCAACGCUUCCCAGCGAGGAUGCGGCGGAGUUGUUCCAGCGCCGAUGUGCUCGACAACUGUACAAAGAAGACUUUGAGGCCCAGCCGUGCAACGGCACUCCACGGCAAGCGCUGAACGUCUCUUCAGCCCAUCAGCUGCUGUUGCAGUCGCAGUUGUUGAAGAUCUUGGAUGGAGUGCCCGGGCGCAUCGUUGGUGCAGCAGCCUUGGUGAACAGCAACUUGUCGAGUUUGUUGAAACAUCCUGCUCUUCAGCCUGGGAAUGAUGAACAAACUGGCACCAAUUAGUGCGGCGUGAGGGGAGUUCCCCCUUGGGAUAUUCGGAUUUUCUUUUGGUUUUUACUCA
This is a messenger RNA of Cladocopium goreaui, 625 nucleotides long. The record is from the annotation of a GenBank genome assembly. Lineage: Eukaryota; Dinophyceae; Suessiales; Symbiodiniaceae.